Molecule: messenger RNA, 1446 nt
Organism: Effrenium voratum
Lineage: Eukaryota; Dinophyceae; Suessiales; Symbiodiniaceae
Source: the annotation of a GenBank genome assembly
AUGGCAGCUGACCUUCGCAUCGGCCUGCAGGAAGAUCCUGACGUUCUUGAUCCGGAUCAGUCGCGGACAUUUGUUGGCCGUAUCGUUUAUGCGUCCUUGUGCGACAAGUUGGUCGACAUCACGCCCGAUCUCGAAAUCGUUCCUCAACUGGCCACCGGCUGGUCAUGGUCAGACGACGGCCUGACGCUGACGAUGGAUCUGCGCGAAGACGUCACGUUUCACGACGGCACGCCGUUUGAUGCGGAAGCAGUCAAGGCCAAUAUCGACCGCUCCCAGAACCUGCCGGAAAGUCGGCGCAAGAGUGAAGUCAAAACCAUCCAGUCCGUUGAAGUCACUGGUCCGCACCAGGUGCAGUUCAAGCUCAAAGGGCCCGACGCGACCCUUCUGGCACAAUUUGCCGACCGAUCUGGCAUGAUGCUGUCGCCAACAGCCGCCGCCGCGGCCGGUGUGGAUUUCGGUGCAAAUCCCAUAUGCUCCGGUCCAUUCAAAUUCGCGGAAAGGAUCGCGCAAGACAGGAUCGUGCUCGAGAAGUUUGGUGACUAUUGGAAUGCGAACGCCAUCAAUUUCGACAAGGUCACCUUCCUGCCGAUUCCGGACACGACCGUCCGCCUCGCAAAUCUGCGCUCCGGCGAUCUUGAUAUGCUCGAGCGUCUCGCGGCAACGGAUGCGACUUCAGUGAAAGGUGAUGAUUCUCUUCAAUACGAAGAGGCAGUCAGCCUCGGCUAUCAGGGCAUUACGGUUAAUGUCGGCAAUGGUGACCGCGCCAACAAUCCCGUCGGUCAGGACGCAAGAAUUCGGGAAGCAUUCAGCCUCGCUCUUGACCGCGACGCAAUCAACCAGGUCGUUUUUGAAGGUGCAUUCGCACCUGGCAACCAGCCCUUCCCCCCGACAAGUCCCUGGUACGACAAGGACCAUCCGGUUCCGUCCAGAGAUGUCGAGAAGGCAAAGGCUCUCUUGAAAGAAGCCGGUCAUGACAGCCUUGAUGUUGAAGUGCAGGUCGCAAACAACCCGGUUCAAACACAGCUCAUGCAGGUUGUUCAGGCGAUGGCCGCGGAAGCCGGUUUCAAUGUCAAACUGAAGUCGAUGGAAUUCGCCAGCCUUCUGUCGGACCAGUCAGCGGGCGAUUACCAGGCAAGCCAGAUCGGAUGGUCGGGACGCGUAGACCCGGAUGGCAACAUCCAUCAGUUCGUGACCUGCGAGGGCGGUAUCAAUGACAGCAAAUAUUGCAAUCCGGAAAUAGACGCCCUUCUGGACGCAGCCAGAACAUCCACGGACCUGGAAAUCCGCAAGGAGAAAUAUGACGCGGCGCGUGACAUCCUGAAUGCGGACAUGCCGCUCAUCUAUCUCUACCACGUCACCUGGAUCUGGGCGCUUUCGGACAAGCUGGAAGGCUUCACCCCCUAUCCGGAUGGCAUGAUCCGUCUGGAGAACGUGAAGUUCAAGUAA